This is a messenger RNA of Oryzias melastigma (Indian medaka), 1446 nucleotides long. RefSeq names its product thioredoxin-related transmembrane protein 2-B. NCBI's taxonomy places the organism in Eukaryota, Metazoa, Chordata, Actinopteri, Beloniformes, Adrianichthyidae. Gene Ontology annotation, cellular component: membrane-bounded organelle. Bases 126 to 1043 code for a protein of 305 amino acids. Gene Ontology annotation, biological process: brain development. Gene Ontology annotation, molecular function: disulfide oxidoreductase activity. The transcript is spliced from 8 exons. The record is from RefSeq and is a predicted model, not a curated record.
GGUUCCCUGUCACUCGUUUGCUUCUCGCUCACGUAGCAAUGCUAACGGAGCCUUUCAUACUAAAGUAACGGCUGGUUAACAAACGUCGGGAGUACUAGAGGAAAUAGCGCCGAUCUGCAGACAUAAUGGCGCUGCUGACGCCAUUGCUGGCCUUCCUCUACCACCUGCCGCAGGUGUACAAGUGGCUGCUGAAGCCCUACUAUGUAGCCUCCUUCUUCAUGGCUGUAGCCUUCGUGGCUGUGCGGAAGACCCCCGGAGUCUGCGACCACCUGGAGACGCAGCGAGAGGACGGGAACUCCUGCGACUUCGACUGGAGGGAGGUGGAGAUCCUCAUGUUCCUCAGUGCCAUCGUCAUGAUGAAGAACAGACGAGCCAUCACGGUGGAGCAGCACGUCGGGAACAUCAUCCUGUUCAGUAAAGUGGCCAACGUCAUCCUGUUCUUCCGGCUGGACGUCCGUCUGGGUCUCCUCUACCUGACGCUCUGCAUCGUCUUUCUGAUGACCUGUAAGCCCCCCCUCUACAUGGGACCGGAGUACAUCAAAUACUUCAGCGACAAAACCAUCGAUGACGAGCUGAACAGGGACGGACGUGUGACGUGGAUCGUGGAAUUCUUCGCCAACUGGUCUCCGGAGUGCCAGUCCUUCGCCUCAGUUUACGCCGACCUCUCGCUCAAGUACAACUGCGCCGGCCUCAAGUUUGGAAAAGUGGACAUCGGACGCUACGGAGAAGUUUCCAAGAAGUACAGGGUGUCGGCGUCGCCGCUGUCCAAGCAGCUGCCGUCCUUGGUGCUGUUCCAGGGUGGAAAGGAGCUGAUGCGGCGCCCCCAGGUGGACAAGAAGGGCCGAGCGGUGUCCUGGAGCUUCACUGAGGAGAACAUCAUCCGGGAGUUCAACCUGAACGAGCUCUACCAGAAAUCCAAGAAGCUCAGCAAGAACAAAGGAGAGAAGCCCGGCCAAUCCCAGUUCCCGCCGGUCCCGGAGGAGGAGGAGCCAGAGCAGCAGGGAGCCCAGGGGGAGCAGUCUGAAUCCAAGAAGGACAAAUGAGACUGUUGCUUUUGCAAACUCCGCCUCCUGUCAGCUGUGGACCAACUGAGGAUUGAUCAAACAGAAAGGGGAGGGGCAUGCGAGGCCCCACCCCCCUGAUGGUGAUGCAUCCCAUAAUAUGAGGACAGACCCCCCCCCCCAGCUGCUUUAGUUCAUGUUUGGGUUAAAACGUCCGUUCUGAACAUUUCCAUGACAGGUUUCCUGCAGGUGAAGGCGGAGCUAAUGUUUGCACGCAGUCGGGUCAUGACCCCCCCCCUUAUUUUUUAGAGUUUAAUCUUUUCUUACGUUUGUUUUUAACAUUCCUGUAGUAAAUUAUUAAAACACUGGAUUUCUAAAGUUCAUUCCGAGAUUCUAAUGUUCUGAUCUUUGUUUUUUCAUGCAAUAAAACAAAAGUGACAUGAAA